AUAUGUCCAGCAGAGGGAGACACAGACCGAUCAGACCUCUGGGUGCAGAGCAGAGACACACACAGUAACUCCACAUCUGAAAAACAGAACUUCUAAACAGGAGACAUCUCUGUAUGUUCUGUUCAAAUGGACUCUUCUUCUGAUUCCAGCUCCUACAACAUGGACCCACCUGGACCUGGCCCCGGGUCUAAACUCAGACCUAAACCUGCUCCCAGCUCUGUGUCUCUGAAAAGUGACCGCUCCAAACGCAAUCCUCCAGACUUUAGUGAAGCUCGUCCUGAAGAUGAGAGGGAGCCAGGCCCAAAGGAGCAGCUGGACGCCAUAUUCAGGCGUCUGGAGGAGGACGUCCUGACUUUUUGUCAAAGAGAGCAGCUGCAGAGGCUCCACAGGCUCCUGGCCUCAGAUUACCCAGAAUGCUCUGAGAGUGAGGAGGAGGAGCAGAGCAGCAGAGAGGUUCUGAACAUCACCCUGGACUUCCUGAGGAGGAUGGACCAGGAGCAGCUGGCCCAGCGCCUGCAGAACAUAAAGAUGUUUUCAGGAGGUGUUUGUGGAGAUAAACUGAAGUGUGAUCUGCAGCAGAGGUUCAGUCGUGUGUUUGAGGGCGUGGCUAAAGCAGGAGACUCCGCCCCCCCGACCCAGAUCUACACAGAGCUCUACAUCACAGAGGGCGGAGCCUCAGAGGUCAACCAGGAACAUGAGGUCAGACUCAUGGAGACGGCGUCCAGGAGACCGGCCGCUCCAGAGACCAUCACAUGUGAAGAGCUCUUUAAACCCCGCCCACAUUCACCACAGCCAAUCAGAUUUGUGCUGACGAAGGGCGUGGCCGGCGUGGGGAAAACAGUGCUGACUCAGAAGUUCAGUCUGGACUGGGCUGAAGGCCGGGCCCACCAGGACCUCCAGCUGCUGUUCCCGUUCACUUUCAGAGAGCUCAAUGUGCUCAGAGACACACAGUUCAGCCUGGUGGAGCUGCUGCACCACUUCUUCAGUCCAUCCAAACAUCUCUGCAGCUUCCAACAGCUCCAGGUGCUCUUCAUCUUUGACGGUCUGGACGAGUGCAGACUUCCUCUGGACUUCAGCCGAACCCGAGUCCUGACCGACCCCACAGAGUCCACCUCAGUGCACGUGCUGCUGGUGAACCUCAUCAGGGGGAGUCUGCUUCCCUCCGCUCUCCUCUGGAUAACCACACGCCCCGCCGCGGCCAAUCAGAUCCCUGCUGAGUGCGUCUCCAUGGUGACAGAGGUCAGAGGGUUCACCGACCCACAGAAGGAGCAGUACUUCAGGAAGAGGUUCAGAGACCAGGCCACAGCCGUCAUCUCCCACAUCAAGAGCAUCCGCAGCCUCCACAUCAUGAGCCACAUCCCGAUCUUCUGCUGGAUCCUCUCCACAGUUCUACAGAAACUUCUGGAACAAACAAAGCUGCCCCAGACUCUCACACAGAUGUACGUCCACUUCCUGGUGGUGCAGGUCAAAGUCCAGAACAUCAAGUAUCACCAGGGAUCAGGGGAGGACCUUCACUGGACUCCAGAGACCAGGGAGAUGGUGAAGUCUCUGGGAAAACUGGCCUUUGAGCAGCUGCAGAAAGGAAACCUGAUUUUCUACGAGAGUGACCUGAGCGAGUGUGGGCUGGACGCUGCAGCGGCCUCAGUGUACUCCGGAGUGUUCACACAGGUCUUUAGAGAGGAACCAGGCCUGUACCAGGACAAGGUCUACUGCUUCAUCCAUCUGAGUGUGCAGGAGUUUCUGGCUGCUCUUCACGUCCAUCAGAUCUUCUACAGCUCUGGAGAGAACCUGCUGAACACAUCACACUCCUUUAAGAGUCCUAAGUCUGAGGCAGCCUUCUACCGCUCUGCUGUGGACCAGGCCUUACAGAGUCCAAACGGACACCUGGAUCUGUUCCUGCGCUUCCUCCUGGGACUGUCUCUGCCGACCAAUCAGAGGCUGCUGCAGGGUCUGCUGACUCAGACAGGAAGUAAAAAGACCAAUCAGGAGACAAUAAAUUACAUCAAACAGAAGCUGAAUGAAAAGGGUCUGUCUGCAGAGAGAAGUCUGAACCUGCUCCACUGUCUGAACGAACUGAAUGACCACAGUCUGGUGAAGAAGAUACAGAUGUACAGGAAUGGCAGACUACUCUCAGGCUUAAAUUCUCCUGCUGAGUGGUCGGCUCUGUCCUUCCUCUUACUGUCCUCAGACUCAGACCUGGAGGAGUUUGACCUGAGGAAAUACCAGAGCUCAGAGACAGGUCUCCUCAAUCUGCUGCCGGUGGUCAGAGCCUCCACCAAAGUCCUUCUUUGUGGCUGUGGUCUGUCUCCUCACAGCUGUGCUCCUCUGGCCUUAGUCCUCAGCUCCUCCAGUCUCACACAUCUGGAUCUCACUAACAACGACCUCCAGGACUCAGGAGUGGAGCUGCUGUGUUCUGGACUGAAGAGCGCCCCCUGCAGACUGGAGACUCUCAGGCUGUCUGGAUGUCUGGUCUCAGAGAGGGGCGGGGCUGCUCUGGCCUCAGCUCUGAGCUCCGCCUCCUCCCACCUGAGAGAGUUAGACCUCAGCUACAACCAUCCAGGACCCUCAGCAGAGCUCCUGACCGCUCUACGGGACGACCCCCACUGCCCCCUGCAGUCUCUCAGGUUGGAUCCUGCUGGAGAACAGUGGAUGGUCCCAGGUCUGAGGAAGUAACCGUCACCUUAUCGUGGUGGAGGGGUUUGAGUGCCCGAAUGACCCCGGGAGCUAUGUUGUCGGGGGCUUCAUGCCCCUGGUAGGGUCACCGAACGUAAACAGGUCCUGGGGGACGGGUCAGACGAAGAGUGGUUCAGAAGCCUCAUAUGAUGAGUUACACACUGGGUGCUCGCCAGCAAGUGCCUGGUGGCUGUGCAGAGUACCCGGCCUUCUUGGAGUCCCUGGGAGGGGUACUAGACAGUGCACCGACUGGGAACUCCGUUGUUCUCCUGGGGGACUUCAACGCCCAUGUGGGCAAUGACACUUGGAGAGGGGUGAUUGGGAGGAAUGGCCUCCCUGAUCUGAACCCGAGCGGUGUUCUGUUACUGGACUUCUGUGCUAGUCACAGUUUGUCCAUAACAAACACCAUGUUCGAGCACAAGGGUGUCCAUAAGUGCACCUGGCCAGAGGUCGAUGAUCGACUUUGUAGUCGUGUCAUCUGACCUCCGGCCGCGUGUCUUGGGGAGGCUGGAGAUAUGGAGUCCGAGUGGGCUUCAUUCUCGGUCUCUAUUGUCAAUGCGGCUGCUCGGAGCUGUGGGCGUAAGGUCUGUGGUGCCUGUCGUGGCGGCAACCCCAGAACCCGGUGGUGGACACCGGAAGUAAGGGAAGCUGAACCACAGGGGAAUCACACUUCUCAGCCUUCCCGGUAAGGUCUAUGCCAGGGUACUGGAGAGGAGAAUCCGGCCGAUAGUCGAACUUCGGAUUCAGGAGGAGCAGUGUGGUUUUCGUCCUGGCCGUGGAACACUGGACCAGCUCUACACUCUCCAUCGGGGGCUCGAGGGUUCAUGGGAGUUUGCCCAACCAGUCCACAUGUGUUUUGUGGAUCUGGAGAAGGCAUUCGACCGUGUCCCUCGUGGUGUCCUGUGGGGGGUGCUCUGGGAGUAUGGGGUCUGGGGCCCUUUGCUAAGGGCUGUCCGGUCCCUGUAUGACCGGAGCAGGAGCUGUGUUCGUUGCCGGCAGUAAGUCAGACCUGUUCCCGGUGCAUGUUGGACUCCGCCAGGGCUGCCCUUUGUCACCGGUUCUGUUCAUUGUAUUUAUGGACAGAAUUUCUAGGCGCAGUCAGGGGUGGAGGGGGUCCGGUUUGGGGACCACAGAAUUUCAUCUCUGCUGUUUGUGGAUGAUGUUGUCCUGUUGGCUUCAUCGAACCAGGACCUGCAAUGUGCACUGGGGCGGUUUGCUGCCGAGUGUGAAGCUGCUGGGAUGAAGAUCAGCUCUUCUAAGUCUGAGGUCAUGGUUCUCGAUCGGAAAAAGAUGGCUUGCCUUCUCCGGGUGGGUGGGGAGUCCCUGCCUCAAGUGGAGGAGUUCAAAUAUCUCGGGGUUUUGUUCUCAAGUGAGGGGAGGAUGAAGCGUGAGAUUGACAGAUGGAUCGGUGCAGCGUCGGCAGUGAUGCGGUCGCUGUAUCGGACCGUUGUGGUGAAGAGGAACUGAGCCGAAAGGCGAAGCUCUCAAUUUACCGGUCAGUCUUCGUUCCUACUCUCACCUCUGGUCAUGAGCUCUGGGUAGUGACCGAAAGGACAAGAUCGCCGAUACAAGCGCACGAAACGAGUUUCCUCCGCAGGGUGGCUGGGCGCUCCCUUAGAGAUAGGGUGAGGAGCUCAGUCACACGGGAGGAGCUCGGAGUAGAGCCGCUGCUCCUCCACAUUGAGAGGAGCCAGUUGAGGCUCGGGCAUCUGUUCUGGAUGCCUCCUGGGCGCCUCCCUCGGGAGGUGUUCCAGGCAUGUCCCACAGGGAGGAGGCCCCGGGGAAGACCCAGGACACACUGGAGGGACUAUGUCUCUCGACUGACCUGGGAAUGCCUCGGGGUUCUGAGCUGGAGGACAUGUCUGGGGUGAAGGAAGUCUGGGAGUCCCUGCUUAGACUGAUGCCCCCGCGACCCGGCAUCGGAUAAGCGGAAGAAAAUGGAUGGAUGGAACUUUCAUAUUCUCAGGAGCAGGAAGUGACGUCAUGUGUUUGUGUCCUCAGAUUCCUGUGAGUUUUCUCUGGAUCCACACACAGCUCACAGAAAACUCAAACUAUCUGAGGACAAACGGACAGUGACCUGUGUGAGAGAGGAGCAGCAGUAUCCAGCUCAUGAGGACAGAUUUACAGACAGGUGUCAGGUC
Messenger RNA from Boleophthalmus pectinirostris (great blue-spotted mudskipper), 4814 nucleotides. RefSeq names its product protein NLRC3-like. The coding region runs from base 127 to 2673 and encodes 848 amino acids. Gene Ontology annotation, molecular function: protein binding. Lineage: Eukaryota; Metazoa; Chordata; Actinopteri; Gobiiformes; Gobiidae. The record is from RefSeq and is a predicted model, not a curated record. The transcript is spliced from 8 exons.